ACGGACGUGCGGUGCCAGGCGACCUUGAUAAUUCACGGCGCCCGAACCGGGUUGGUGGCGACGGAGCGCGAGAGAUCCAUCCAUGGAAAGCCACAUGCCACCGCUGCACCGCGGCAGCAACGCCACCACCACUCCCCGGCACGCACGCGCGCACGCACCGACCUUAUAUAAACCCUCACCGCGCACGUCUCGCCCUCACCGAUCCCACUCCCACGCCACGCUUCGCAUCCUCUUCUUCCCCGCUCCCGCCGCAAACCCUCGGCAUUGCCCGGCCCCGGUCGGCACGCGUUCCCUGGCAUGGAGAGGGGCCGCGGCCACGGCAAGAGCACGCACCCGCCCCCGCUCGCGCCGCCGCGCCGGGCGCGGGCGGAGCGCGGGCGCGCGUCCGGGUCCGGCGCGUCCUUCUCGGCCUCCCUCCUCGACACCAUCUACCGCUCCCUCGACGAUGGCGGCGGCGCCGACGUCGACGCCGCGCGCCGGUCGGAGGAGCAGGCGCUGGCGCCCGCGCCGCCGCAGUUCUGGUGGGCGGGCAAGCCGAAGCAGGCCGCGGGCGCGGGCGCUGACAGGCGCCGCCGCGAGACGGGCCCGGCGGUUCGCCCGCGGCACUCCGGGUACGCGUCGUCCGCCACCUCGUCGUCCGACUCCACCUCCAGCUACAGCUUUUCCUGCUCGUCCGCCUCCACCACCGACACUGAGUCCACGUGCCGCCGGCGCAGCCCGCCCCCGCCGCGCCGCCAGCUGGAGGAGUUCGUCGCCCCGGACAGUGCUGACGUGGCCGCGCCAGUGACGACGCCCGGCGAGAAGGCGAAGAAGAAGGGCAGGCCGUGUUUCCCUGUGGCGAGGCACCGGCCAAGAGACGUUGCGCCGUCCUCGCCCGGGCCGCCGCCGCCGUCGCCGGGGACGUUCGCGUGCGUCCUCAAGGCGCUGUUCACCUCCGGCCGCCUCCCGAGGAAGCCCAGGACCCCGACGCGCGCCACGCCUCCGCGGACGUUGCCGGAGCUACCACAGCCAUCGUGCGUGUCGGCCGCGACGGACGCGAGCAUGGCGGAGAGGAGGUGCGUGAGGUUCUGCUCGGACGCCGAGGCGUCGGCUGUGCGGCGCAGGGUGGAGGAGCUGGUGCGGAGCCUCGGGGAGCUCGAGGAGGACGACGAGGGGAGCGACUCCAGCUCCGAUCUCUUCGAGCUGGAGAGCCUUGGCGGGGCGAACGGCGACGAGCUGCCCGUGUACGGCACCACCAGCCUCGUGGCCAACCGCGCCAUCGCGCACGCCACGGUUUUCUAGCCCUUUCGCAUGCUAAAAAAGGGCAAAAGUUGUAAAAAUUUCGAAGGACCUGAUAACUAAAAUGUUCUUUUUUUGCAAAGAACUAAAAUGUUCUUGUUGCUUGCAUUUCUUCUAGUAAAUCAUGUUUGUAUUAUGUGCAAAAUUUGUCUGAAUUC
Molecule: messenger RNA, 1436 nt
Organism: Triticum dicoccoides
Lineage: Eukaryota; Viridiplantae; Streptophyta; Magnoliopsida; Poales; Poaceae
Product: protein BIG GRAIN 1-like
Exons: 1
Coding region: 298-1281 (327 amino acids)
Biological process (GO): auxin-activated signaling pathway
Source: RefSeq, a predicted model, not a curated record